GGAAGCAAUACCCUGGUGACCUGUUUCUGCAAAGUGUUACUGAAAAUGGUUUUUUACAUAAUUUUAUUCCUCACACACACUAGGGGACUACACCGCUUAGUGAAAAAGGAAGAAAAGGAAAAUGGCUAGGGCUCCCGGCGGCCCCCCCCCCUUGUUUUCCUGCUCCCACCUGUUUAUACCCCGGAGGGUAGAACACGUGUUCUCUCCCCCCUCCCAUGCGGGGCGGGGUCGCACCCCAUAGCCAAUGGGAGUCUAGGGGGGCUGCGAAGUUUCCAGAGGCUUAGGGGGAGGCUAUAAAGGUGUGUGGCUGGGUGGGUCCCCUUUAAACAUGCAGUCCAAGCGGGAAUGUGAGGUGAGUGGCCUAGGAUGAGGGAUCCUCACGGUGAGAUGAUUGGGGGGAUGGCAAUCUGGCCCGCCCGAUGGAUCAGCGUUACCUUGCAGUGUGGUCUGGAGCCUAGUUCCUAUACUCACCCCUUCUCCCACCUCCCCCAGUUGUGGUGUGAGCGGGUGAAUCCAGUGAACAAGGCUGCGCUGGAGGCUUGGGUGAGGGAAACGGGGAUCCGACUGGUGCAAGUGAACGGGCAAAGGAAAUACGGCGGUCCACCCCCAGGCUGGGUGGGCAGCCCUCCACCGGCAGGUUCAGAGGUGUUCAUCGGCCGCCUGCCCCAGGAUGUGUAUGAGCACCAGUUGAUUCCACUGUUCCAGCGCGUGGGGCGUCUCUACGAGUUUCGCCUUAUGAUGACAUUUAGUGGCCUGAACCGAGGCUUCGCCUACGCUCGAUACAGCUCCCGCCGCGGGGCCCAGGCUGCCAUUGCCACUCUUCACAACCACCCUCUUCGGCCUGCCUGCCCACUGCUGGUCUGCCGGAGCACCGAGAAAUGCGAGCUGAUGCUGGACAGGCUGCCACCAGCCCUGAGCCACCAGGCCUUGCUUCAGGCCCUGCAGCCUCUGGGCUCCAGUCUGCAGGAAGCACUGCUGCUCCCCAGCCUUAUGCACCCCCCCACACAGAUUGCGCUGCUCAAGUUUAGCUCCCACCGGGCUGCGGCCAUGGCUAAGAAGGCUCUGGUAGAAGGGCGUUCAAAGCUCUGUGGUGAGCAGGUGACAGUGGAAUGGCUGAAGCCUGACCUGAAGCAACGACUCCGACAGCAAACUGAAGGUCCUUUAUUUCGGGGCUUGGGGACUGACAGCAGCCAUAGGAUCGUACCUGAGAAAUUCGGGGCCCCAAUACCCCCUAGCUGUGCCCAGACUAUUCUUGAGACAUUGUGCCAACAGAGACACCUGGGCAUGCCUGUAUUCCUCACUAAGUGCUUGGGAGCUGGACCUGCAGGCUGGCACCGAUUCUGGUACCAGGUGGUGAUUCCUGGUCACCCCAUGCCUUUCAGUGGCCUCAUCUGGGUAGUUGUAACAAAGGAUGGGCCAAGUGGACACGAAGUUGCCAAGAACGCUGUGUCCCUUCGCCUUCUAGAAGCAUUAGGUGAGCCAAGGGAAAACAAGAGCCCAGGAUGGGGAUGCUUUUCCUGCUAAAAAUAAUAUGUCCUAGCCGUCCUGGUCAGUUGGUAACCAGUUAGCUGUGGAGGUUUAGGGUAAAGAGUUCUUUUGUCUUUCAAGAAGGGCAGGGCCCUGAGGCUAGACGAGUGUGAACACUAGCCCUGGCUGAUCUAGGGGGAAAAACCUCCUCUGUUCCCGUUACAUUCCCUUUAUGCCAGGUAUAUCCCUUCCACCUACCUAAUCCUGUAUGGUUUUGUCCCUCAAGCUGUUUACUUGGUGGCUAGUUAGAUGUAAAGUCAACUUUUUGGCCCUUUUGCCCAUUAUUGUUCUUCCCCCUUGGUAUUCUAUGUUGGUGUAAGUUUAAAUCUGUUUUUUUCUAUUUAAUUAAAAACCUAAGGUUGGUA
Phascolarctos cinereus (koala) is the source of this 1892-nucleotide messenger RNA. RefSeq names its product DND microRNA-mediated repression inhibitor 1 (gene DND1). Gene Ontology annotation, molecular function: RNA binding. The record is from RefSeq and is a predicted model, not a curated record. NCBI's taxonomy places the organism in Eukaryota, Metazoa, Chordata, Mammalia, Diprotodontia, Phascolarctidae.